Messenger RNA from Phytophthora sojae, 525 nucleotides. RefSeq lists its product as hypothetical. The record is from RefSeq and is a predicted model, not a curated record. The transcript has a single exon. The coding region runs from base 1 to 525 and encodes 174 amino acids. NCBI's taxonomy places the organism in Eukaryota, Oomycota, Peronosporomycetes, Peronosporales, Peronosporaceae.
AUGGACCCGAGUCUCAUGACGGAGCGGCAGCAGCUCGCGUUCCUGCUGCGCACCACGGCGCACGAGGCGUCGGACGCGUCGCACUCGAGCGACGAGAGCUCCGAGGACGAGGUCGUGGCGUCCCCGCGCCGUCUCAAGAAGCCUCGACGGAUACAGCGAGUCAGUAGCAUGGAGGAGCACGCAGCAGCGACGCCUGUCCAUCGAGGGCGCGGACGCCCACCCAAGCACAAGAAAAGCCCUCGAUCCGCUGCGAUGAUGACGAAGCUGUGCGUGUCGACGCAGAAGUCCUCGCAGCAGGACUUGACGCAGCUGCAGGACAAGUCGAGUCCGUCCAGCUCGGACGACUUGGCACAUCUGGACGCGGCGCGCUCAUUCGCUGCCGCAAGGACGCCGCGCUGCGCACUGUGCUGCGACUACGACACGGCGUACGAGGCGUCGUUCUCGGACGCGCUAUUCCUGUGCCCCGCGUGCGACCAGAAGUACCCGACCCAGCAGGCCCUCGGCCGCCGCGCGUGCGUGACCUAG